Molecule: messenger RNA, 13579 nt
Organism: Psylliodes chrysocephalus
Lineage: Eukaryota; Metazoa; Arthropoda; Insecta; Coleoptera; Chrysomelidae
Source: the annotation of a GenBank genome assembly
AACAACAUCUAGUUUUGUAUUUUAUUUCAAAAAAUUGUUUUUUAUAAAAAGUCAAAAUGUCUUCCCCUUCCCCAGGACCUCUCUAUGGGGAAGAGAAAGAUUCUCUUUUUUCUUCAGAAGAGGCAGACGAUUUGACUUUAUUUGAAGUUGCUGAAGAAAGAUCAGAGGAUAGACUAAUAGACUACAGUGAAAAAGACUUAAACACUUUAGUGUCGUACGUGAAAGACAUAACCUGUUUGUACGGUUUACAAAAAUCCGAUUGGACAAAGACAAAUGAAGCCGUGAUCAAACAUUGGUUUCGCGAUGUGACCCUACCCGUUUUGAGCAUAUAUUUCGUGGACAUUAAUUUGCAAUGCACGAUCGGUUUGCCUGACGGGCCCUACCAAAUUGACUUGAUGUAUUUCAUGAGAGAACAAAGCGAAGCAUUUACGGUAACCGAUUUUCACGAUAAAGUGCUUUUCGGGAAUGUCAGUGACGAUAUUGACGGUACGAUGUUGAUGAUUGUUCGAGAUAUUUACGGUCCGAUGCUUUUGUGCAACGAAAAGUGGCCAGACAGCGUAAAGAACGAAUUUUGCCAAAAUCUCCAAAUGUUUCUCGCCCGAGUUACCGAUCUGCAUUACAAACUGUACGGUUUGACCGUAUUGUACGUGCCUCAAGAAGUCAUUUUGAUACCUCUAAACGAAGCGAGCGGCGAUAAAGAACUCAUAAAGAGAUUGGAAGGCAUUGUUGUGUAUUGGACCAAACAAAUUCGAGUGGGUCUUCAGGAUCAAGACCAAUUUACGCCCGAAGAUUUAUUGUGUCCCAAAGACGAAUUUGAGUUUUGGAAAUAUCGAUAUGAAAAUUUGCUAGGACUGGACUACCAACUGUCCAACGAAGGCAUCCUGCACAUUUGCGACAUCCUCCAAUCUGUCCAAUCGACCUACGUGCGUCAAUUCAAAACAUUUGCCGGGGAAAUCGUAAAAAAUAUCGAAGAAUCUAAAUCGAAUAUCGAAUAUCUAAACAUCUUGGUCGAGCCCUGUCAAACGUUGUUCGAAAUAACCGAUCCCAGAAGCAUGCCCGAUAAAAUUCCGAAAAUCAUUCAGCUGAUUCGCUACCUUUGGCUGGAAAGUCCCUAUUACAAUACCAAAGAAAAAAUCACGCAGUUAUUUAGAGCGUUGAGCAAUCAAGUGAUAUUGCAGUGCAAGAAGUUUAUCGAUUUGAACAUCGUGUUCAAAAACAAGGAGACCAGGAGAGCUAUAGCAAUGUUCCAAAACUGUAUAGAUGCUUUGAUGGAGUACAUCAGGGUUUACAUAUUGAUUUCGAAGAGCCACGAAACCUGCAGCGACGUCCCGUGGAAUUUGGAUCGCGGUCCCAUAUUUAAUCAUGUCGAUUCCUUCAUCAAGAGAUGCAACGAUAUGAUUGAAGUGUGCGAAGUGAUGAUUUGUUUCGGUCGUUACGACGAAACCGAACAAAUUCCUAAACCAAUGUUUGGCGGUUCGAAAGGCGAAGAUUUCGAUAAAUGGGCCGAACGAAUCGAAGCUAUGUUUCACGAGGCCUUGGCUGACAUCGAAGUGGUGAGUUAUAGAAUUUUAGAAGUGACCGCGUCUCAAUGGUACGAUGACAUAUUAAAAUUCAGAACAAGAUUGAAGGAUAUCGAAGUGGUAAUUGAAAAUUUGACAAAUGCUGUUUUCGAAUCUGUUGCUAAUGUUGAAGAGGGUAUUGAAGCUUUGGCUGCACUCCACAAUUACACCAAAAGAAAAACGCUGUUGACUUUAUUUGAAGGAAAAACAACCAGUGUUUAUCGUAUGUUCAGAGAAGAAAUACUAGAAGCGAAACAAGAUUUACAAACUGAAGCAGAGAUUCAUCCGAAUUUGACACCGUAUUAUGCAGGAAGAGCGCAUAUGAUUAGGAUGAAGAAGAACAGAUUGAGGAUGCUCAGAGCAUUAUUUCAAGAAGCAGGUUGGAUGAUGCCGUGCAGCAUAGGCAAAGACAUUUUCGCGCAGUUCGAGAAACUAUUCAAAUCUAUCGACGACAGCAUUUUGAACUUAUACAGAAAAUGGGUCGACACCAUUGGCGAGGACGUUAACUCCAGAUUGAAUAGACCGCUGAUGUGCAGAAGUAAAACGCAUCCGGGUUUGUUGGAAUGCAAUAUAGACAAAUCCGUUCUGGAUAUAUUUCACGAGGCGAAUUAUUGGUCGUUUUUGAAGUACGAGGUACCGAUGUACCUAAAAAAUAUAUAUUCGAAACAGGAAACCAUUAAAUUGAUGUACGAAUGUGUGCUAAAUGUCGUUUUGAACUACAACAAGAUCAUAACGUCUUUAUCUGACGAAGAACGGGUUUUAUUCAAGCCGUUGAUUUUGGUCGUAGAGAAGAAGAUAGCACCAGGUUUGUCUAGAUUGACUUGGUCCGCUGAUAUCGGAGACGAGUACACCACGGAUUGCUUUAAUAACACAGCAGAGUUGCAGACAUUUUUGGACGACUACAAGGCGUGCAACAUGAAAAUAUUGGCCAUAAGCGAAAAAAUUUGCGACACUCCGAUGAUAGUGCUGAAAGCAAAUUACGCCUACGACAGUCAGGAAUUGGUGGAGGAAUUGACUGACAGCAUGGGUAAUUCGGUCAAUCAAUUCAUCGAGUGGUACCAAGAGAUUGCCGAAUUUAUGAUACUCGUUUUCGAAGGAUUCGAAGCCAACAUUGGAAAUAUGGCGACAGAAUGGAUGAGAUACGUAAACAAUUUUGAUACGUUAAUUGAAGAAGCUCUAAGAGUAACUUGUAGAAACACGUUGAGCAUAAUGUACGAGGCCCUUCACGGGGACGGCACUACAGAACCCAAUCCUAUUAUAAAAUUGAGCGCCAAUUUAACAGAAAACAGGAUAAAAUUUAAACCAUCUUUAGCAGAAGUUGCGGCGUUAGUUUCAAACGUACACAAGGGGCUAGUGAACGCGUUGAAAGUUUUACCAAGGUUGAAUGAUAAAUUUCGUAUAGAAGGUUCCGAAACUUACAAAUCUUACAGCGAAAUAAUGUCUGAGGAUCUCAAGUGUCAGGAACUGCAGGUUUUGCUAAAUCAAGAAGUGAAAGUCAACGUCGACAAGAUAAAAGAGUACAUGAAAAACUGGGAACCGUUUCGCGAUCUUUGGGAAGUGGACAAAGACAAGUUCAUCGUCAGAUACGAAAAGGAGGAUCCCAGCGCGAUGUUGUUCGAUUCGAACAUCGCUCGUUACACCGAAAUGGCCAAUAACGUUAACAUUCAAGAAACCGUAUCGGCCGUUCACUUUACUCAAAUAAAUUGCGCCGAUUUGAAGCAAUCGAUUAUCGCCAAUUGUUUGGAAUGGCAGGAGAAGAUGUGCGCCUUGUUGCAGAGAAUGACCGAGAUGAAGAUUAAGGAUUUUUAUUCGUAUACGAAGACCAGUGCGGAAGAAAUAAUGAAAGAACCUACUAGUCUGGAAGAAAUGCAGAACGCUAUAAACCUCUUUGAGCUCUUGAAAGAGGAGAUUGCGUAUCGGGAGGAAAUCUUUCCGGCGAUUAGGGAACAAAUUUUGACUUUAGACAAAUAUAACGUUCCAGUUUCCGAACAUUUGAGAAUAUUGGAGAAAAAUAUACCGACCGAAUGGGGUGCUUAUUUGGAAGUAUUGGAAUCCGCCGAGAAAAUGAUAGAGUUCUCAAAGGAGCAAUUUAAGAGCGGUUUGUUGGAAAAGGCCGAAUUAUCCAGGAAAAACGCCGCUGAGGUUUUCGAUACGUUCAUGAGAAACGGGCCGUUUUCCUCUGAGGUGACGGCCAAAGAAGCCUGGGCCUUUUUGAACGAAAUGAGAAACAAAUUGAACGUGAUGCGAGAACAAGACGAAGAUCUCAGAGACGAUUUGGCCAUAUUCGGUUUGAGUUUUGGUGAUAACAUGGAUUUGUCUAGGUUGGAUGCUGAAUUGACCGCCCUUGAGAUCGUAUGGAAUCUGGUGAACGAUUGGGACGAGUCGUGGAACAGCUGGAAGACUGGCGGAUUCUGGACAAUAGAAACACCCCAAAUGGAAGAUAUCGCUCAAGUUUUGUUUCGGAGAUUGACCAAACUGUCUAGGGAAUUAAAAGAGAAGAACUGGACAGUAAUCGACGAUACCCGUGCCAUUGUGGACUCGUUCAGAAGGACUCUACCGCUGAUUGCCGAUUUGAAAAAUCCCGCGAUGCGACCCAGACAUUGGGAUAGGGUCAGGCAAAUUGUAGAAAUCGAUUUCGACGAAAAUUCUGAAGAUUUUAAUUUGGAAGUGGUGUAUGCCUUGCAACUGCACAAGUUUGCUGAAGAAGUAAAUGAAAUAUCGUAUGCUGCUACCAUGGAGCUGCAAAUUGAGAAAGGUUUAGCUGCCAUCGGUGCCGUAUGGGAGACGAUGAAGUUUGAAAUGACACCAUACAGGGAACGUCAAUUAUAUAGAAUAAAAAGUACGGAAGAGUGUUUCCAAGCUUUGGAAGAGAACAUAAUGGCGUUGUCGAUUAUGAGAAGUACCAGAUUUGUAGAACCCUUUGCUAAAGAAGUUGAUCAAUGGGAGUUGGCUUUGUCCUACAUCAUGGAGACUCUAGAAGCUGGCAUGGCGGUACAAAGAGAAUGGCUAUACUUGGAGAACAUAAUGUACGGAGAAGACAUCCGAAAACAACUACCCAAAGAAACGGAAGAUUUCGAUCAGAUUACAGACAGUUGGAGAGAAAUUUCAACCAGGCUGUACGUGGCAAAAUCAGCUCUGUCUGCCACGCAUUUCAAGCCGCCUCCAUACCUGUUGAAUAAACUGAACAAAAUGUUCGACCAACUGGAUUUGCUGCAAAGAGCUUUGGAGAAAUAUUUGGAAACCAAGAGGCACAUUUUCCCCAGAUUUUAUUUCGUAUCCAACGAUGAUAUAUUGGAGAUUCUCGGUAAUUCCAAGAAACCCGAAUUGGUGCAGCAACAUCUGAAGAAGCUGUUUGAUAAUGUUGUUAAAGUGAAGCUGGAAAGGAAUGUCGGCAUUAAGAAAUCUGAAGCUCUGGGUAUGUACUCAGACGAUGGUGAAUACAUGGAAUUUGUAAGAUUGAUUCUGAUCGAAGGACCAUCCGAGCAAUGGCUGUGUAAAAUCGAAAACGCCAUGAAAUUAAUAUUGAAGACCUCCUUUAAACCGUGCCGGGCCGAAUUGAAGAAAAUGCUGAACAAACGAGAUAAAUGGUUGAUGGCGCAUUGCGGUCAGCUUUGUAACGCUUGUAGUUUGAUGCAAUGGACAUCAGAUUGCACUAGAGCGCUGGUGCAUUCAAAAAUAUUAGAGAGUAAGAAGCCUUUGAAGAAAUUAAGAAGGAAACAAAAUGGUGUUUUGGGAAAACUUUCUGAACUGAGUAGAAAGGAACUGAAUAAACUGUGUAGGCUCAAAACCAAUGCACUUAUUACAAUAGAGAUCCAUUCUAGAGACGUAAUUGAUAGAUUAUAUAGAGCUAACUGCAGAGACACAAAUGCCUUUGAAUGGUUUUCGCAAUUGAGAUUCUAUUGGGACAGAGACAUUGAAGAUUGCGUUAUUAGACAAACCAACACGUAUUUCAAUUACGGUUACGAAUACAAUGGCAAUUCCGGAAGAUUAGUCAUUACACCUUUAACCGAUAGAUGCUAUAUUACAUUGACGACUGCAUUACAUUUGUACCGUGGUGGGAGCCCUAAAGGUCCGGCCGGUACUGGAAAAACUGAGACUGUUAAAGAUCUGGGUAAAGCUAUGGGAAUGUGGGUUAUAGUGAACAACUGCUCUGAAGGUUUGGACUUCAAAAGUAUGGGAAAAUGUUUCUCCGGACUAGCUCAAACCGGGGCUUGGGGUUGUUUUGAUGAGUUUAACAGAAUCAAUAUCGAAGUAUUAUCGGUAGUUGCUCAACAAAUUUUGUGCGUACUAUCUGCCGUUUCGCAAAAAGCAAAGUUUUUUGUAUUCGAAGGUAUAGAAAUUAAAUUGAGACUCACGGUCGGUGUAUUUAUUACAAUGAAUCCGGGUUAUGCUGGACGAACUGAAUUGCCAGAUAAUUUGAAAUCCAUGUUCAGACCAAUUUCGAUGAUGGUGCCUGACAGCGGGAUCAUAGCUGAGAAUAUAUUGUUCAGUGAUGGGUUUACUAAUACCAAGGUUUUGGCUAAAAAGGUUUUCACGCUGUACCGAUUGGCCGUCCAACAGCUCAGUAAACAGGAUCACUACGAUUUUGGUCUCAGAUCGAUGGUGGCUCUUCUGCGAUACGCCGGUAGAAAAAGGCGGAUGAUGCCUAAUUUACCCGAAGAACAAAUGGUUUAUUUGGCUAUGAGAGACAUGAACGUCGCCAGACUCACUUUUGACGAUUUGCCAUUGUUUAACGGCAUCAUGUCUGAUAUUUUCCCCGGAGUUUGUUUGCCUGUCGUCGAUUACAUCGACAUGAAUUUGGCUAUUACCGAGUUUAUGGAAGAAAAUAAUUAUCAGCCAUUUGCAAAAGGAAUGACGAAAAUAAUUCAGCUAUACGAGACGAAAAAUUCCCGCCAUUCGGUGAUGAUCCUCGGCAACACGUGCACAGCCAAAACGGUGACGUGGAAAACUUUGAAAGGCGCGAUGAAAAAGUUGAACGCUCUAAAUAAACCGGGCUAUCAAAACGUGCACAUUUUUCCGUUGAAUCCGAAAGCUCUAAAUUUGGCUGAAUUGUAUGGAGAAUACAACUUGACGACCAACGAAUGGUUGGACGGGGUCAUUAGUGCUGUCAUGAGAAAAACUUGUGCCGAUGAGGCUCCCGAUGAAAAAUGGAUAUUAUUCGAUGGUCCCGUGGACGCUGUCUGGAUAGAAAACAUGAAUAGCGUUAUGGACGACAAUAAAGUUCUAACGUUGAUUAACAGCGAUAGAAUAACGAUGCCUGAACAGGUUUCUUUGCUUUUCGAAGUUGGCGAUUUAGCUGUCGCCUCACCAGCUACUGUCAGCAGAUGUGGUAUGGUGUAUAAUGAUUACAAAGAUAUGGGCUGGGGGCCGUAUGUCACUUCGUGGAUAAAUAGUAAACAGGAAUUUGGCGAACGUUAUACUCAAAGGAUGAACGACUUGUUUCAACUAUAUUUGCCGCCACUUCUAGAAUUUAAACAUUUGAAUUGCGAAGAAAAAGUAGAAUGCUCUGAAUUGAAUUUGGUCAUGUCUUGCUGCAAAUUGUUGAACAUUUAUAUGACCAAAAAAUAUGGUGUUAAUCCAUUGAAUGAAGAGAAAUUCGACGAUGCUUCUAAAAAUUGGUUUCUGUUUUGUCUAAUGUGGUCAGUUUGUUGUACGACAGACGAAGAUGGCAGAAAAAAACUGGACAGCUUCAUUAGAGAAAAGGAAACGGUGUUCCCGGUAAAAGACACGAUUUACGAAUAUUUUGUGGAUCCGCAAACUUACAAUUUUAUGUCUUGGGCUGAAAAGUUACCGUACGGAUGGAAAUACGAAACUGGAUCUCCGUUUUACAAGAUAACGGUACCGACAGUGGAUACGGUGCGAUACGAUUUUCUGGUGAGAGGAUUGCUGAAGAGUGGCGCAGCUGUACUGAUGACAGGCCCAGUUGGUACUGGCAAAACUUCUGUAGCUCAAUCGGCUCUAUUUUCUCUGGACCAGGCUAAAUACGCGCUUCUGCACAUCAACAUGUCGGCUCAAACUUCUUCGAAUAAUUUACAGGAUUCCAUAGAAAGUAGAGUGGAGAAACGGACCAAAGGGCACUUUGCUCCGCCGAGAGGUAAGAAGCUCGUAGCCUUUUUAGACGACAUGAACAUGCCUGCCAAAGAAACGUAUGGUUCUCAACCGCCUUUGGAACUAUUAAGACAGUGGAUGGAUUAUACGUUUUGGUAUGAUCGAUUGAAGCAAACAAAGAAAUACAUCGAGAAUAUGCUGAUAAUGGGCGCUAUGGGUCCACCAGGAGGUGGCCGUAACGUCAUAACCGAACGUCUGCAGAGCUGCUUCAAUCUCAUCAACAUGACUUUCCCAGAAGACGAGACCUUAUCCAGAAUAUUCGGUACCAUGCUCAGCCAGCACGUGCAAGAUUUCGACGAAGUCGCGAAGCUAGUCAGCCGCGAGGUCACCGAAGCUACAAUCGACUUGUACAAGGCCGUCAGCGCCAAGAUGUUACCUACGCCCGCCAAAAUACACUACCUAUUUAACUUGAGGGACAUUUCUAGAGUGUUUCAGGGAAUGUUGAGGAGCCACAAGGACUAUCAGAACGAUAAGGCUUCGAUGCUGAGGCUGUGGGUUCACGAGUCGUUCAGAGUUUUUUCUGACAGAUUAAUCGAUGACUUAGACAGAGAUUGGUUUACUCAUCAAAUAAACGCGCAACUGGUGACGCACUUCGAUUCGCCGCUCAACAGUUUGUACGCCAACAGAGAGGUCUUAAUUUUUGCGGACUUUGUGAAUCCUUGGGGGGUGUACGAAGAGCACUCUGUUCUAGCUGGACUUAAAGCGUUUUUAGAAACGGCUUUGGAUGAAUACAACAAUACUCCCGGUAACGUAACGAUGGAUCUGGUUUUAUUCAAGGACGCCAUCGAUCACAUUUGUAGGAUCGUGAGAGUAAUUUCUCAGCCUAGAGGAAACGUGUUACUUAUUGGAAUAGGCGGUAGCGGUAGACAAUCGCUGAGUAGAUUGGGUUCCUACAUUUGUGAAUAUGGUAAUUUCCAAAUUACGGUUAGCAAAAAUUACAAAGUGACCGAGUUUAAAGAAGAUUUGAAAGUGUUGUACACGCUAGCCGGUGUCAGUUUGAAACCGCAAUCCUUUAUUUUCGUCGAUAAUCAAAUUAUGGACGAAAGCUUUUUGGAAAUCAUCAACAAUAUGCUUAGCAGCGGAGAAAUCGCAAAUUUGUACAAGUCUGAUGAAUUUGAAGACAUUAAAUCAAAAUUGGAGGUUCCUCUAAAGAAGGCGGGUAUAAUCACCACGAACGACGCCGUUUACGAAUUUUUGAUAUCCAGAGUUCGAGCUUCUCUACACAUUGUGCUGUGCAUGAGCCCGAUCGGCGAGGCUUUCAGAAACCGUCUCAGACAGUAUCCGGCUUUGAUUAACUUUACGACCAUCGACUGGUUCAGAGAAUGGCCCAAGCAAGCGUUGCUGGAGGUCGCCAAUAAAUACAUUUCGACGGUUAAUUUCGUCGAAACUAUAACUGGAGAAGAGAGGCCACAAAGGGAUUCUUUGCCGGGAUUGUCGCGAGAACAAAUCCAAAAAAAUACGGCGAUGGUGUUUUCUAUAAUACACGAUUCGGUGGUGCAGUAUUCAAAAAAAAUGUUGAACGAAUUGAAACGUCAUAAUUACGUGACUCCUACGAAUUAUUUGGAAUUGGUUGCUGGUUACAAACAGAUGUUGGCCAAUAAGAGAAACGAGGUGGGCUCGCAGGCGAAUAAGUUGAGGAACGGUUUGUUUAAGAUAGACGAUUGCAAGGAAAAAGUAAAACUUAUGUCAAUCGAACUGGAAGAUGCUCAAGUGCAAGUCGAGGCUUUCCAACAACAAUGUGACGAAUAUUUGGUUGUCAUUAUGGUGCAAAGGAAAGAAGCUGACGAACAACAGAAAGAAGUAGCGAAGGCCAGCAUUAGAAUUGGAGAAGAAGCGAUAGAAUGUAACAAAAUGGCCGAAUUAGCUCAAGCCGAUCUUGAAGCGGCUAUGCCCGCCUUACAGGAGGCUGUCAACGCGCUAGAUUCGCUAAGUAAAAAGGACGUUACCGAAAUGAAAUCUUAUGUAACUCCUCCACAAAAAGUUAAGAUGGUUAUGGAGGCUGUCAAUAUUUUGCUAGGCAUGGAUCCUAGUUGGGAUACAGCUAAAAAAAAUUUGGGCGGCAUGAGUUUCCUGCAAGACCUAAAGGAUUUCGAUAAAAAUAACAUUGAAGAAAAAACUUUGAAAAAAAUCGCCGUGUACACUUCGAACGAGGAAUUCGUCGCCGAAAAGGUUGGACAAGUUUCAGCGGCGGCGAAAUCUUUGUGUUUGUGGGUGAUAGCCAUUGAGAAAUACGCCAGAGUUUGGAAAGUGGUAGGUCCAAAGAAAGCCAAACUGGAGGAAACGCUUAACGAGUUGCAAGACAAGCAAAAUCAACUGUUGAGUGCCCAGCAACAAGUGGCUGAUUUGAACGCGUACGUUCAGAAGCUGCAACAAGAGUAUGAAGACAAGUUGCAACAAAAGGAAGAUCUCAAUCAAAAGGCCAGAAUGUUAGAAUUAAAAUUGGAAAGAGCUGCGACCCUGGUUGAAUGUCUGUCUGGCGAAAGGGAAAGAUGGGGCGAAACUGUAAAAGUUCUUGAUUCGAAUUACGAGUACCUGCCGGGAGAUUGCUUGCUAGCAACGGCUUUCAUUUCUUAUGUGGGGCCGUUUUUGUCUAAUUACAGAGAAGAAUUAUCCGAACUUUGGAAAGAAGAGUGCCUCGAAGCCAACAUUGUAUUUUCCAACGAUUUUAACGUCGUUACAUUCUUGGUGGAUCCAAAUACUGUACGGGAAUGGAACACGCAAGGUUUGCCAGGUGAUAAUUUUAGCACCGAAAAUGGCAUAAUUGUAGCCGUCGGUACUAGAUGGCCUUUGGUCAUUGAUCCCCAAUGCCAAGCGAUGAAAUGGAUCAAAGCUAAAGAAGCUAAGAACAAUCUUCAGGUGAUCGAUUUGAGAACUCCGGCUUACAUGUUGAUAGUCGAGAGGGCCAUCCAAUCGGGCUGGCCGGUCCUCCUUCAAAACAUCGCCGAAUCGAUUGAACCCUCUCUCGAUCCGGUCCUGUCGAAGGCGAUCAUGAAAUCGGGAGGGCAAACGCUGAUCAAACUCGAAGAGAAACUAAUUUCGUACGACGAACGAUUCAAAUUUUUCAUCACGACGAAACUGAACAACCCGCAUUAUCCUCCGGAAAUUUGUACCAAAGCGACUCUGGUGAAUUUCGCGGUAAAAGAAUCCGGUCUCGAAGGACAACUAUUGGGCAUCGUGGUGAGAAAGGAGAAGCCCCAAUUGGAGGAGCAGAAGGACGAUUUGGUUGCUACCAUUUCUAGAGGUAAAAGAACAUUGAUUGAAUUAGAAAACGAAUUACUGAGAUUGUUAAAUGAAAGCGAAGGUUCUCUAUUAGACAGCGUAGAACUGUACGACACAUUACAAGACUCAAAAGCUACUUCGGAAACCGUCAAAAUCAGCUUGGAAAUAGCGGAGAAAACCGAAAUACAAAUCGACUAUGCAAGAGAGGGGUAUCGAUCGUCUGCUACGAGAGCUUCCAUUCUGUUUUUCGUAUUAAACGAUAUGGGCCAAAUCGAUCCGAUGUACCAAUUCGCCCUGGACUCUUACAUCUUGCUAUUUAUUCAAUCGAUUAUUAAAAGUCCAAAAUCCAUAGAUCUGUUGGAGAGGAUAUCCAUGUUGAACGAUUACCAUACAUACGCUGUCUACAAGAACACGUGCAGAGCUUUGUUCGAACAGCACAAGCUGUUAUUCUCUUUCCAUAUGUGCAUGAAGAUUUUGAAAGGACAAGGAAAGAUUCUUCCAGCCGAAUACAAUUUUUUGUUGAAAGGGGGCGUUGUAUUAGACAGAACGUUUCAAAGGGAAAACCCUUGUCCUAAUUGGAUGUCGGAAUUAGCAUGGGACAACAUUACGGAAUUAGAAAAACUUCCUGGUUUCAAAGGUGUUUCGGACACAUUCGAGCAGUACCAAAGAGAUUGGUACAACUGGUACAUUCAUACCGAACCGGAAACGCUACCGUUGAUAGGCGAUUGGGACGCUGUAUGUAACGAAUUUCAAAAAAUGCUCUUCAUACGAUCGCUUCGCCAGGACAGAGUCCAAUUCGCCAUAUCUAGUUUUAUCGUGAAUCAGCUCGGACCGCAAUUUGUGGAACCGCCUGUGCUGGACAUAAGAGCUGUAUUGGAGGAAUCCUUACCCGAGACGCCGUUAAUAUUCGUAUUGUCUCCCGGCGUGGAUCCGACGGCUUCGUUACUGAACCUUGCGGAAAGUACAAAAAUGAUGUCUAGAUUCCAAUCUAUCAGUUUGGGACAGGGUCAAGCGCCUGUCGCUACCAAGUUGAUUCAAAUUGGUUCUAAGGAAGGUCAUUGGAUAUUUUUGGCGAACUGCCACUUGUCUUUGAGUUGGAUGCCGAAAUUGGACAAAAUUAUCGAAUUAUUGCAAGGUGGACACAUACACCCGCUGUUUAGAGUGUGGUUGAGUUCUAGUCCGAAUCCGGAGUUUCCUAUAUCGAUUCUUCAAACUGGAAUAAAGAUGACUACCGAGCCACCCAAAGGUUUGAAAGCAAAUCUGAAGAGAUUAUACCAAUUGAUUACUGAAGAUCAAUUCACGACAUGCCAGUUUCCAGAAAAAUACAAAAAGCUGUUGUUUGCUCUGUGUUUCUUUCAUGCCAUAUUGUUGGAGAGAAAGAAGUUUCAACAGCUUGGUUGGAAUGUGGUGUACAGUUUUAAUGACUCGGAUUUUCAGGUUUCUGAAAACUUGCUCACCAUUUAUCUAAAUGAAUAUCAAGUGACCCCAUGGGACGCUCUAAAAUAUCUCAUAGCCGGAGUUAAUUACGGAGGGCAUGUUACCGAUGAUUGGGACAGGCGUCUACUUCUUACUUAUAUAAAUCAGUAUUUUUGCGAAGAAGCAGUAUACACGCAUCAUUUCAGGUUAUCAUCGUUGGCGACUUAUUACAUACCGAGAGAUGGUUCAAUUCAAUCGUAUCUUGAUUACAUUACGCUUUUGCCCAAUACGGACAGGCCGGAGGCGUUCGGACAGCAUCCGAAUGCCGAUAUUACUUCUUUAAUUAAUGAAUCUCGAAUGCUUUUUCAAACUCUCAUGUCUCUAGAGGUCCAAAGUACAGCAACUGGCGAUCAAACAAAAGAACAACGAGUAGCUGAUUUAGCUAAAGAUAUUCUAGAAAAAGUACCAAGAGUAAUGGAUUAUGAAGGUACAGAAAAGAUGAUGGGUUUCUACAAAUGUCCUUUGGAUGUGAUCCUCUUACAAGAAAUGCAAAGGUACAAUGUCCUUCUAAGUGACAUAGAGACUGGAUUAGUGGAACUUCAAAAAGGAAUUCUCGGUGUGGCCGUCAUGUCUGCGGAACUGGAAGAAAUAUUUGACUGUCUUAAUGACGGAAGGGUUCCUCCGACGUGGUUAAAAGCGUAUUCUUCUCUUAAAUUACUGGGAAGUUGGACGAGAGAUCUCAUUGCCAGAAUUCAACACUUUUCCGAUUGGGCUGCCACGCAUAUACAACCUUUGUUCUUCUGGUUGGCUGCCUACACCUUCCCGACUGGUUUUCUAACAGCCGUUCUACAGACUACUGCUCGAGCUCAAGAAAUUCCAAUAGAUACGCUAGGAUGGGAGUUCACUGUAAUGGCGGGAGAAGAGAAGGAUAUACAAGAGCCUCCCGAGAAUGGUGUUUACAUUAAAGAUACGUAUCUGGAAGGUGCGGGUUGGGAUAGGAAACAUGGCAUGUUAAUAGAACCGCAGCCUAUGCAGCUGGUGUCGCCAAUGCCUUUGAUACACUUUAAGCCUGUCGAACAGCUCAAAAAGAAAACCAAAGGCUUGUAUUCCUGCCCUUGUUAUUACUAUCCAGUAAGAACGGGAUCCCAAUUCAGGCCGUCAUUUGUUGUGGCUGUUGACUUGAAAUCGGGAAAUGAAAGCUCAGAUUUCUGGAUUAAAAGAGGCACGGCACUGGUGUUAAGUUUAGCUAAUUAAAUAUAUUUUGUACAAUUGAAAUG